CUUCUACCUGAGCAGGUAUCACUUAUGUGAAGAACUCUAAAUCUUCUGUGUGUUAGCAGGCAGUCUCUCGGACCCAUCUCACCUGAAAGACCCACUUAAUAGAGAAAAUAAGGACAAAACACAUCGAUUAUGGAGACUAGAGGAGUGAUAGCGCUCUGUUUCACCUUUCUUAGCUUGUUUAGCGGAGCGCAUGGCGAUAAACGGGACAUAUUUGCGAAAGUUGUGGAUUUGGUGUCUCCAGGACAGGAGUUCCUCACAGAAGAUGCGGUUCGCUCGGUUUUUGAACGGCUGGAGGAACGUGUGCAGUGCUCCGGUGUGUCGUGUGGAAAGUGCCUCUCUUCGGAGAAUCUGCACCAGCUGUUGAGUAACACCACCAACUCACAGGGGCUACAGAUGGAGGACUUCUUCACGAUGGCCCCUGGGUGCUGCUUGUUCCUGAGUGGGCCCCUGCACACCUGUGGGGUCAUACAUGAGGGCCAGUGGGGCGUAGAGACCGAGCAUUUCAUUGAAACAAUUUUAGGCCACCAUGAUGAUCAUGACAACAACACGCCCACCAGCCAUCCUCCCCAUGGUGAUAUCAGUGGCAGAGAGUAUGAGGGUUUGGAGAAACUGUUCCAUAACAUGGAAAAAUAUUAUCAGCCCGACACACAUGAGCCGUGUCUCUCUCUGAAUGACAUCCUUGAAGAGAGCAGCGAUGAUCACGGAGACCACACGCAUGUCGAGCUGGGUGCUGUGUUUGGAAACAUCGUGUAUCACGCAUUGCGUGGAGACUGUAUGAGGGCGAACGUCCUGCCUGAGCAAGAGUUCUUCCUGGAUUACAUCUUCAACCUGUUUGGCUCUGAUAAUCUCACCCUUCAUGAUUUUGAAGAGCUACUGAAGACCUUAAACCUGGGCGGAGAGGAACACAAUCACGACGAAGACCAUCUUGAUGCUCAAUCCCACCGGAGAAUGACCCGUAAACAAAGUCAUCCAGAGGGUCACCGUAGCAAUAGCAGCUGGGAUGUGACCUGUUUCAGUGCUGAAGAUCUUCUAAGGAUCUACCACAUGAACUCCACAGCACUGACCCGAGAUCAGUUCACACAGCUCAGUCCUGCCCUGAUUCAACAGAUUCUCAGUGGAGGCUGUUAUCAGAUCAGUCCCAGUCCAGUGAUACCUGACUCACUCAGUGCUGCAGAGAGAUAUGGAUAUGCCACCCUCGCCAACCUUAUCAUCUGUCUAAUGGCCAUGUUUGGGAUUGUGGUGCUGUUGUUUUCCGCCUGUACUCAAGUGUUUGAGCUCUGCAUUCAGUUCUGCAUCAGUCUCGCUGUGGGGUCGCUGACCGGUGACGCGCUGUUGCAUCUCCUGCCUGCGGUCUUGGGUCUUCACAUUCAUGAUGAUGGAAACAAUAACAAUCACUCUGAAGACAACUUAGACUUUGUGUACAAACUCCUGGUACUCAUUGGAGGCAUCUAUUUCUUCUACGUGAUGGAAACCAUCUUCUCCAUCGUUACACGUGGAGAACAUCACCACCAUCACGAUGGAGAGGAGUCGGAUCUUCAUCACUGUGACCACGGCAAAGUUUUGCAGAUGUUCCAGAGAGACAAACAGAACAAACACUCGAACUCACAAGCUGAUUUGGUGGACACAGAAAAAAACGAGAAGUCCUUUUUGAAACCUGCUCUCCACAAAAGAGAACAGCGUUUGCUUCCCUAUAUGAUCACCAUUGGCGACAGCAUCCAUAACUUUGCGGACGGUUUGGCAGUCGGCGCUGCUUUCUCCGUGUCGUGGCGAUCAGGGCUGGCCACAUCACUGGCGGUACUCUGUCAUGAACUGCCACAUGAGUUGGGUGAUUUUGCGAUCCUCUUACACUGCGGUGUGUCAGUGAAAAAUGCCCUGUUGUUGAAUGUGGGCAGCGCUCUCACCUCCUUCAUUGGAUUGUACAUCGCAUUGUCUGUCUCAACGGAAACCGUCGCCACAGAGUGGAUUUCGGCUGUGACUGCUGGUCUCUUCCUGUAUGUUGGUCUGGCAGACAUGCUUCCGUCCAUGGUUCACGUAGACAGUAAAAGACCUUGGAUGAUGUUUCUUCUGCAGAAUCUGGGACUUUUGUGCGGCUGGGGCAUUUUGUUGUUGCUGUCCUUUUAUGAAGACCAGAUAGGGGUCUAAAAAUACAAUAACAUUAGUUUGUAUUUGUGCCUUAUUCUUAUACUUCUCUUCUUAGAUUAUGUUUUGUAUGGUUGUUAUUGGAACAUGAAAUAUGUGCAAUUUAGUUCUGCCCUUUCUUAUGUGUUUUCAUAAGGAAUAUUUUUAGAUUUUUUAAAUUACAUUUACACAGCCUGCUGUGUAAAAAUCAACUGUGUGAAGAAAACAGCUAAAUCUCAUCAAAAACUCUCUAUAACAACACAAACAAGCCGCUUUUGCACAUUUUCUGGAUUCGUUAUUUUUAGUCAUUAAUAAUGAUUCAUUAUUCAUUCAUGUCAAUCACAUUUACUGUAAUGUUCGUGGCCUUAAGCGCUCUGAAUAAGAUAAAUGGCUCCUGUGUUUGACUUUAAAUGUUAGGUUUUUUUUACUAGUAAAUGUGUAUAGGACAUUUCUGUAUAGUAUUUUUAAAUUCGCAAUCUGCCCAGAACAGAGUAUUGAAAGCAUACAAGUAAACAGUUGUAUGUUACACAAACAUAUGGGUGAAAAUUCUGUCAAAAAAUACUCACCCUCAUGUCGUUCCAAACCAACAUGUCUUUCUUCAGCCGCUGUGAACAAGCUUCUAGAUUUUCACUGGAAAAUUACUUUAAAGAGUUUUUUUCUCAACAAAACCUAUUGUUUGCCUUCAGAAGACUUGGAAUAUGACGGCAGAGUAGCGUGGACUACUUUCAUGAUACUUUUGGCUUUAAAAAAUGCUUUAACCCUUGAAUGAUCUCAUGGGUCAAUUUGACCCGUUUGAACAUUAAACACUGAUAUACAUCAACUUUAACUUUUCGUCCUGAAACUUCAUGACAUCCUCCAGAUAGGUGAUCUGAAGUUGGCAAUGUAAAUUAUUUUAAUUUUAUGUAUUUAUAAACAUUGCUAUAAAAAAAUAACCUAAGAAGGUCCUCCAAGUCAAUUUGACUUACGAGCUUUAAAAUGGAUGAGCAGUUCCAAAUGUUAGUUAUAAGUAAUAUACAUACUUUUAAGUUAGUACACAUCACACACACACACACACACACACACACACACACACACACAUACAUACCCAGAAAGAUGCACACACACACACACACACACACACACACACAUAUACACACACAUACUAUGUUUUUAUAUCAUUGUGGGGACUCUCCAUAGACUUCCAUGCAUUUUUUGGAUUUUAUACAGAUCUAACGAUAAUUUCUAUCCCCUAACCCUAACCCUACCCCUAAACCUAACCCUCACAGAAACCUUUUUGCACUUUUACAUUUUCAAAAAAACAUCGUUUAGUAUGUUUAACAAGCCAUUUCCCUCAUGGGGACUGCUGGCUGAUCCCCACAAUGUAGGUGAUCUCAGGUUUUACUAUCCUUGUGGGGACAUUUGGUCCCCACAAUGUAGUAUAAACAUGUACACACACACACACACACACACACACAUAUGCAUACAUACGCGCGCGCACACACACACACACACACACACACACACACACACACACACACAUAUACCCAGAAAGACACACACACACACACACACACACACACACACACACACACACACAUACCCAGAAAGACACACAGGUAUUUGUUCUCAUUUGUAUCUGUUGACUUCUAUUGUAUUUAUAUUGAGUUAAUAAUAUUUGUGUCUGUGUUUAAAUAUAUACUGUACACGCAUAUAUUCUAAUGUAAAUUUGGAGCAUUUACAGUACGUGCAUUUUUACAUUUUACAUUUGUAAAUCAGUAAAAGGUUAGUCAUUGAUGAUUAAACUAUUGUUGGGGAGAAAGCGUUCAAAUUGUGACUGCUGAACUGUGAUUUAACGAGCCAGGUCAGUUUGACCCAAUGAGAUUAACAGUGGGACUUGAUCGUUAAGACCAUGGAAGCGUUAAAGACAUAAAACAAUAUACUCUGCCACUGUAUCGAAAAUACAAUUCUGCACAAGGAAGAAAUCAUACUGGUUUGGAACGACAUAAAGGUGAGUAAAUGAUGACAGAAUUUUCAUUUUUGGGUGAACUAUCCCUUUAAUAUUUUUGUUCUAUUUUAUAAAAAU
Molecule: messenger RNA, 4180 nt
Organism: Myxocyprinus asiaticus (Chinese sucker)
Lineage: Eukaryota; Metazoa; Chordata; Actinopteri; Cypriniformes; Catostomidae
Gene: slc39a4
Product: solute carrier family 39 member 4
Exons: 12
Coding region: 130-2142 (670 amino acids)
Biological process (GO): zinc ion import across plasma membrane; intracellular zinc ion homeostasis
Cellular component (GO): membrane
Molecular function (GO): zinc ion transmembrane transporter activity
Source: RefSeq, a predicted model, not a curated record